GGAGAAGACGAGACGAGACGAGACGAGAAGAGAGAGGAGUAAGUGUAGGCGUAGGUGGGGGUGGAAGAGGAGAGUCGGAAGCAGCCGGGGGUUGCCGUGGCGUUAUCGACCGGACUGGUGGUCGGUACGAAAGCAGGCGUCGGCGCUGUAGAUGCCCCGGCUUCCUCGAGUGCCGGACCAUCCUCCUCCAUCGCCACUUCCACCACCAGCAUCACCAUCGGCAUCAGCAUCGGCAUCAGCAGCAGCAGCAGCAGCAGCAGCAGCAGCAACGGCGGCGGCGGCAACGGCGGCAACGGUGGCGGCGGCGGCGGCGGCGGCGGCGGCGGCACCACCACCACCACCACCUCCAUUGCCACCUUCACGGGGGUCGUACGACGGCUCCUCGCGCGGCAGUAGAGCCCGGGACAGAAAGCCAAUCGCGCGCACCCUUGCUGCGGCUCGUCUCCCUGCUCGAGGUGGUUGUAUUUUCUAUCACACACGUCCAUCGCAGCUUUCUCCCGCGAAAGUGAGAUGACGCGUUAGAAUCGAUCAUCGAUUAAAAUGAUCGUAAUAGUGCCGGUGGUGCUGGCAGGUGUUCUCGAUGGUGAUGUGUCCGAAAAGACUCGUCUCGAAGAGAAAAAAAAGCUUCUUGACACGCACGAGUGCGAUGUGAAACUGGAAUAGAACGUGUGAUCGAGCGCGAGGACUUUUUCGUCGUGUCCUCGAAGGGAUAGGCAUCCCUAUUGCAUCGCGAGAUCCUAAAUCAUGUCGUAACACGCUCGAGGAUCUCAUUCAGCGGCUCGAUGCUGAAAGAAGGAUCGUAGCAAUCGGAUGGAAAACAUCCGAUACCGAAAGACGAUCCUGAUGCGCGGUGGUCUCUUCGAUAGAAGAAGAUAAAAGGAAUUCGUAGGUCUCUCGAUGAUCCUCCCAUUUGGAGGGAUUGUUCGUGGAGGGACCGGAGGAAAAGAAAAUUAAACGGGGAAGUUUCAAGAAGUAGGAGGAAGAGGAAGCGGAGGAGGAGGAGGACGACUUCCGAGCUCCGCGACCGCUCGCGGAGGAUCGUCGUCGUCCUAGACGUACGAGCAGGUACGCCCUUGAGAAUGGAAGUGAGGAUUCGCGCGGAUAGGAUCAGCGUGGUAGCAGAACCGAGCGGCGGAUAUCGAGAAUACGAGGAGAGUGCCCGAGUUGUGGAAGAGAGGAAAAAGCUGGAGGAGACGGAGGAGGAGGGGGAGGAGGAGGAGGAGGUCAGCGAGGUACGAGGAGGAGAAGGAGGAAGAGGGUGGGAAGGGCCCCACAGAUGCGGGGCCCGGCGCGGCGGCGAGUCCGCGGCGGCGUGACGCGAUGCGGACGUCCUCCUCCUCGUUUCCGAGGAAGAGGAAGACGAGAGAGGAGCCCGAGUCGGGGACUGGAAGAGAGUCGUUCCGCGAAACGCUCGAGUCGCGAAUCCCAAAGGAUCUCCUCGAGUUCGAGGAUAAGGAAGCUCUUCGGCAAAGUUCCCGAAGGAAAAACGCAGGUACUAGUCGCAGAUUGCCGACGGCCUUGCUAUUCGCGCUCGUCGGUACUUUGCUCCUUGCCGGUCAAUGUCGAGAAAGUCUCGCGGACGCUUUGGCGGCCAAUCAAAAGUACAGUACUCGUACGGUCACGACGAGAUACGGGACCCUUCGAGGAGUCGUCGCGAGAUCGUCGCCGAACGUCGAGACCUAUUACGGCGUGCCUUACGCGACACCGCCGCUCGGAGCUCUACGAUAUAUGCCACCCGUCACUCCGACGCCCUGGCGUGGCACCAAGUUCGCCGACACCCUACCACCGGCUUGCCCUCAGAAUCCCCCGGAACCGGACGAGAGCCUACCGAAAACCAGGCGUGCCUAUCUUCAGAGGAUAGCGCCUCUCUUGGCCAAUCGGAGCGAAGACUGUCUCUAUCUCAACCUUUAUGUUCCCAAACCCUUGCACGGUAGUACUACGGAUUUGCUGCCAGCGCUUCUCCUCAUUCACGGUGAUUCCUAUUCGUGGGGUGCCGGAAAUUCGUUCGAUGGAACCUCUCUGGCCGCUCACGGACGUCUAAUCGUCGUUUCCAUCAAUUUUCGCAUCGGCGUGCUCGGAUUCCUAAAGACCGGAUCGAAAGGAAACGCUCAAGGAAAUUACGGACUGAUGGAUUUGGUGGCGGGACUUCAUUGGUUACGCGAGAACAUCGAAGCUUUCGGUGGCGAUUCGAGAAGAUUGGCACUACUUGGUCACGGUACCGGAGCAGCACUGGCCAAUUUUUUAGCCGUCUCACCGAUGGCCAAAGAGUUGGUCGAGAGAGUGAUACUGCUCGGUGGUUCGGCCCUUUCACCGUGGGCGAUUCAACGCGAUCCGCUUACGGUGAAACAUCUAGUCGCCGAACAAACCGGCUGUCCCGCCGACGACGAAGUCGACGACAUCGCACCGUGCCUUCGUUUGCGAAGCCUCAAUGAUCUUCUCAACGUCAAGUUCGAUCCGCCAAGAUUUACUUCCGGUUUCGCGCCUUUCGUCGACGGAGCCGUCCUGCCGCAACCGAUAAAUCAGAACUUUCAGCCCACUGCCUCUUCCGCGGGAUUGAUGCCCCUCGUGCCAGGACCCGGCGCGGAAUUUGCCAAUUUCGGCAAUCGGGAUCUCUUACUCGGUUUAACGUCCGACGAAGCUUGGGUUAAUCUUACCGACGAGGAUCUACAGAACGGGCUAAACGAGACCAGGAGGGAUCGCAUCCUUCGCACCUACGUGCGAAAUACUUAUCGUUAUCACCUGCACGAGAUCUACUCGACCCUACGCAACGAGUACACAGAUUGGGAGAGAGGAGAGCAAAACGCCUCGGCUAUUUGCGAGGGUCUUUUGUCGCUUCUCGGGGACGGUCAAGUUGCAGCGCCUCUCCUCAGAUUGGCCCUUCUUCAUUCUACUUCCGGUGGACGCGGAUACUUUUUACACUUUCAACCGGGCGAUCGACCUAGUCAAAAAGGCGAGGAACUUCCCUAUCUCAUGGGUAUACCUCUUCUUCGAGGAGAUUUCAGCUUGUAUUCCUUGGCCAACUAUACUCUCGCCGACGAGAACCUGUCCAGGCUACUCGUACACUACUUGGCCAACUUUGUAAGACGCGGAGAUCCAAACCGAGCGAGUUCUUUGACGUCCGGUACGGAGAGUGGCCUGACUAGUCCACCCUUUUGGGAAUCGUACGACUCGAUAAAUCAGCUUUAUUUGGAGGCAGGCCAUGUGACGAAGCUGCGCUCGCACUACAGAGGUCAUAAGAUGUCACUUUGGUUGAAUCUGUUGCCGCAGCUGCACCGGCCCGGUUACGAGAUCAGCAUGCGUCAUCAUCAUCUGGCGGACAGUUCGAAUUUGUACGAGGGCGCGGUACGUCCGCAGAGUACGGCCCUGCCUUUGCCAGCGCCACCAUUGCCUAUGCCCUCGCCAACCGAGCCUUCCUCGGUGUCGUCGCACACGUCGACAUCGACGACCGAAUGCACGCCCAACGCGACCGCAACCACGAUAGCGAGUACUUCGAAGACACAGUCGCAGCACUCGAAUCUUGGCCCGGGACCCAACAAUCUCCUUCGAAAGUUAACUUCGAGUUAUUAUCAGAGCUACACAACCGCCCUCACCGUAACCAUCGCCGUUGGGAUAUUUCUCUUGCUCCUAAACAUCAUCAUCUUCGCGGGUAUAUAUCAUCAGCGCGACAGAAACGCGUCUGGUAAUUCCGGUCUCUCGGCUUUCGGCGACAAGAAGAAGGAGGAACUAUUGGAGGCUGGUUGUUCCGGUAUCGAGAUCGGCGGUCCACCUGGAAAACAAAGAUUGUCCUCGAUGAAUCUGAUCGAUUCUCCAGGAACGAGUCCUCAAGGACACAAGGCCAAGCUCGUACAAGAGUUGGAGCUUCAGCUUCAAGAAUUUCAAUGUUCUCCGCCACCGGGCGGCGGGAAGAGGGUCCUCGAGCCACCGUCCUACAGUAGAAAUCCAUGCGUACAGAGAACACGAACACCCUCGCCGUGCAUCGACGCUACCAUCGCCAGGAUGCAGGACGACGACAAUAUGAUAGACGGUGUCCUCGACAGCGACGACGACGAUGAUGAUGACGACGAUGACGAUGAGGACGACGACGACGACGAUAACGAGGAACUUCCGGAACCACCGCCACCUCCCAAGGUUCCAGCUCCCAACGUCGGUCUCACCUGUCCUGGUAUUCUUCGUCAACCUGGAACACCCGGUAGCGCUAAGAAACGCGUGCAGAUUCAAGAGAUAUCGGUUUGACACGCUCCAAUCGGGCGAUAUUAGAAACAAUUGAAAAGUUCGAUCUACUUGACGCGGGGCUUUUUAAAGAAUUUCUUUCUUUGAUAUAGUGCGCUACGAAAGUGUUCAGUAGUUAAUUAUACGUUCCGAGAGCGAAAAGGAGAGCUUACGCUAACAAUAAGUAUUUACAAGGAAAGGGACAAGAAUCGAGAGAACUCGACAAAUUUCUCCUACCUAAAGAGAAAGAAUUUUAUCGUCUAGUCAAAGAUAACGUCUCCCGAGAGAGAUUAAGUAGACGUUCUCAAGGAUUUUAAAGAUAGCUACUAGCACCCGGAAAAUUUCGUCUUCCGAUGAGUUUUCUCUCUCCCCUUUCUUCUCCCUCCCUCCCUCUCUCUCUCUCUCUCUCUCUCUCUCUCUCUCUCGGGUCGCGUUAUCGUGGCAGUCAUUGCUGCGACGCGUUAGGGAUUGAUACGGUCUCAGGAAGACAGAGAGACUACGCGGACACGUUUCCUCGAUGUUCGCUCAUCCGGAUUUGUCAUAGCACUAAGUGGAAUUAUUCGAGGAAUUGGAAGCUACGAGCCUCGACUUUAGGUUUGUACCGUGAUACGAUAUAUAUGUAUAUAUAUAUAUCGUAAAUACACACACGCGCGCGCGCGCGCGCGCGCACACGUAUACACACACACACACACACACACACACACACACACACACACACACAUGUAUCGAAAAAUAUGAAAAGAAAUCGUACGGGAUCGUUUAUCUGGGCGCGAACGUGAAUUUGUACGAAUCCGAUAUCGCAAAAUCCUUUAAAUUCCUCAAUUGUCCAAUUCUCGACGUAUGUAUCGUGUCAGCGAAUUGUGAUGUAGUUUACGAGUGUGAUUGCGAGAAGCCACGAAGAAAACGAUAGAAAGUAAGAGUGAAAAGGAAAAACAAUAAUCAUAUAAGGAAGAGGAAGUUGAUGAAAUAAAAUUGUAUAAAUUAUAUGCACUAUUGGAAAUACGAUGUCGAUCUCGAUGACGAUGCUUGAAAAAAGCAAAGAGAGCGUCCGGGUCCAUCCUAGUAUACUUCUUUUCUUUUUUUCUUUUUUACUGGGGGAGGAGGGAGGUGCUUACUCCGAAUGUACUCCGUUUCCGGUAUUUAAUGGACCGCUUUGCGUUUUACGAAUCCUUUGUGAAUGAUUUUAUAUGGCGAUCGAAAAUAAUAUUGUGAAUUUUUUUCGAUCGAAACGCUUCCAUAACGCGAGUUACAACGCGUCGCUUACGAUCUAUAAUAACGAUCUGUAAAACGACCAUGGGAUUGGAGACGCGAAAGGAAUAGAGAAUGCAAUAGAAAAAAGGGAAAAUACAACAACGAGAAAAUGAAUACGCGAAAAGACGCACAACGCACCAAGAAGUACCAAAAAUCGGACGAGAGAAGUCUUCUCCUCGUUCUUCCCUCGAGUGACUGCCGUAAAAAUGACAUAUAAGCCUAUAAUAAUAUAGAGAUUAAAAGAGAAGGAACAAGAAGACGUUAUGAAUAAAAGAUCGUUGUAAGCACACCCCCUUCUUUUAAUGUUUAAGAGAAACUUGGUAAAAAUUGGAGAGGAAAAUAAAAACCCGUGCGUGGGGCCAUACGUUAAAUGACGUGAGCUAAUUGAUUAUUAAAACUUAGCUUAUAGUCCAAGGGACACUCGGCCGUCGUAAAUAAGAGAUAGGAUGAAAGAAAAAAGAAGAAAAAAGAAAAUAAAGAAAAAGAAACAAAAAAAAAAAAAAAAAAAGAAAAAGUUCUUUGUAAUCCGAAUGUCGAUCGCGUACGCCUUGCGUAAGCCUAACAUGAAUGAAACAAAGAAAAGGAAAAACGUAAAAAUAAUCUAUAAUAAAAUAUUGCAAGGGAUAAUAAUAAUCGAUUGACAGCGGCGCGCUCAUUUUUCCCUCGCGUAAAAAAUAAUAAAUAAUUCGAAGUAAAUUCAUUUCGAUUCGAUCGAAAAGAAACUAACGAAGAAUGGACGUGCAAAUAUUCGAUUUUGUACGCGUACACAGGAUUCAAAAAUAAAAAGAAAUGGGAGGAACACACACUCAUAUACAUCUAUCAAUGUUUGGAAUGUUGGGAUUUGUUUAAAUAAAUACUUGAAGCAUUUAAAACGUGA
Vespa crabro (European hornet) is the source of this 6337-nucleotide messenger RNA. Its product is annotated as neuroligin-1-like. NCBI's taxonomy places the organism in Eukaryota, Metazoa, Arthropoda, Insecta, Hymenoptera, Vespidae. Gene Ontology annotation, molecular function: signaling receptor activity; neurexin family protein binding; antiporter activity. Gene Ontology annotation, biological process: modulation of chemical synaptic transmission; postsynaptic membrane assembly; proton transmembrane transport. The transcript is spliced from 8 exons. The record is from RefSeq and is a predicted model, not a curated record. The coding region runs from base 1321 to 4233 and encodes 970 amino acids. Gene Ontology annotation, cellular component: cell surface; synapse; postsynaptic membrane.